AAGCAGAUCACGAUCCACCUCGUCGAGGGGUGGGCGCCGCUGCUCAUCGCCCGUCCGCGCAUGGAGGAGUGGCGUUUGGUCCAGGACUAUCGCGCCGGCACGUUUAUGAUGAAGGACCUCCCCGACACAGGCUGGAUGAAGUCCGAGCGAGACGAGAAGGGGCACUUCAUCGUCGACCUGCUGGGUGGCGCCGGCAGGGCCACCGACGACGCGACGAACGAGGGCGCGCCGACCGAGGGCGAGCCCAGCAGCGACGACUCGACCGACAACGAGUCCGAGGCACCGCCGAGCGAGUCCGAGGACGAUUCUGAAUCGUCCGACGUGGACCCCGACGCGUACUACCUCGAGACGGUCACCGAGUUUUACGACAUCAGUGACAAUGACGACGUGGGAAGUGAGUGGACCCAGGAGUUUCCGGUUGCGGGUUCGAGCGAGAGCGCUAGACCGAGCACGAUGGACCCCGACACCUACACCGACCUGGCCCUGGCCCUCGCGCAGGCACACGACGGUAUGAAGGAGAUGCUCCGAGGACCCCCGCCGCGUAAGGUUUGGGAGGUAUUCGUGGACGCAGGAGGUCUGUCGCAGGCGCUACUCGAGUACCCCAUGGUGGACGUCAUGCAGUUCCGCCUCGAGGACGGCUGGGACUUCUCCAAGCCGAAGGUGAUUAAGGCGUUCUUGAGGAAGAUCGACGUCGAGAGACCAGACGACAUUUUCUUCGCACCCCCGUGCAAGGUAUGGCGCUCGUGGCAGUGCGUGAACGCCUCGCUCUCAGCAGAGCACGCCGCGGAGAUCCACGAGGCGCGGGUACGCGAGGAGAAGACGUUUCUGAAUUUGGUCCGUGACUCGUUCGUGAUGCAGCCGAAUGGAGGCCGACACGCCUAUGUGGAAGGCCCAUGGUCAGGAGCGCACUGGAGCACCAAGACGUGGAAGGCACUGCCGGGCCACCACUGCCGGCUGGACCAGCGCCGCCUGGGAGCCAAGUUCCCCAUCAAGGGAGUGGACAUGCCGUACCAGAAGCCGACGCGAUUGCAGUCCACUAACAAGGAGUUCGUCGAUCACAUGGGUCUGAGGUGCGAGUGCCGGGGCGAGCGCGUGACACUACGCGGCAAGCUCGCCCAGCAGGCUCAGAACUACCCCGCACCGAUGGCUCGACGGAUGGCUUACCUGAUUGCCUACCCGGGCAUGGCCGCCGACAUCGACGAGAUUUACACAGCCGAGGAAGUGCACAGGGACAUCGACGCAAUCGAGUACACAGACGUAAUGCAGGAGCUGAUGAAGCGCUUCAACGUCUCGACCAUCCGUGCGGCCAAGCGCGCGCCGGCGCUGGCCAACGCCAUGCGACACGCAGGUGCCCCAGCAGAGUGGGUCCAGUGCGCCAGGCUCUAUCAGUGCGAGAUCUGCCUCAAGAGACAGCGACCGCGCACCGUGCGCGUGGCCGUGCUCCCGAAGGCCAAGCGCUUCAACGAGGUGGUCAGCACUGACGUGUACUACGUCACCUGGAAGACGAAGGAGCGGAAGAUCCUAGCGAUGAUGGACGAGUUCACGCGCUACGAGGUCGACUACCCCAUCGCGAAGGAGACUUUCAAGAAGGAGAAGAAGCUCUUCGAGAAGCUCUGGAUCAGCUGGGCCGGCAAGCCCGAGACGAUGCGCAUGGACAUGGGCGGUUCGCACACGCCCAAGAAGAUGCACUCCUGGAUGAGCAAGCACGACAUCAAGCUCGACCUGAUACCGAAGGGCGCGCACCACAAGCUGGGCUUGAUGGAGCGGAACCACGCGGUUCGGAGGGAGCAGCUGAGCAAGUACCACAUGCAGUUCCCCGACGACUCGCUCAAGACAGCCCUUAGGAUGACGGCCAGCCAGCGCAACCUACUGCGGAACGUGCACGGGUUCUCACCCGCCAUGCUGGUGCUGGGGACUCAGCCCCGCGUGCCGGGCGCCCUCUCCGACGAGGACUUCGGCCUGGCCGAGCAGUCCGCGCUGGUCGACCCGAGGAGCGAGGUGCACGAGAUGAUGCUGCGGCGUGUCGCUGCCGGCACGGCCUUCAUCGAGGCCAACUGCUCGCGCGCCGUGCGCGCAGCCCUGCUGGCCCGCAGCAGGCCGACCCGCCGAGGAUACGAGGUUGGCGAGUGGGUCUACAUUUGGAGACCUGAGCCUUCGCGCGGCCUGGAGAAGCGCCACUGGUUCGGCCCCGCGCUGGUGGUGGCCGUGGAGGCGAAGCCCAACGAGGACGACGUGAUGCACACCUCAGUGGUCUGGGCCACACACGGGCGCGUGAUCUACAGGUGCACGGUCGAGCAGCUACGACCCGAGCUGCCAGGCGAGGCCCGCGAGCGCGAGGGCCGCAGGGACGACCCCGACAGCCCGCUCAGCUUGAUCGAGAAGCUGCGCCGCGCGUUGAAGCGGACGAAGGGCACUUGCAACUACAGGGACCUGGCGGAGGAGGGGCAGACGCCCCAGUACGACGACAACCUGGACGACAUGGGGAACCAGCCGCAGGCGCGGGGGCCCGACGUCCAGGAGACAGACGCGGAGGAGCCCGGCGAGGCGUCGGGGGCAGCUGCAGCGGCAGCUCCCGGAGAGGCUCAGCCUCGCGAUCCUGGUGGCGUGGAAGCAGUUGAUCGAGACUCACCACGUUCCCCAGCGGCUGAUGCCGGCGCCGCCGCGAGCGGAAGUGCAUCGAGCCAUGCAGCGCCAGAGCCCAGCCGGCUCUACAUCGAGACGAUGGCUAAGGGGAGCGUAGAGGAGGCCGAGAAGCUGGACGGCGCGCCGCUAUCGAAGCGAGCCCGCUUGACGUGGGCCAAGCUGAACCCUCCUGACGAGCGCGCCACGCUGCUCGAAGAAGUAGACGAGAUGCUAUCGUUGGAGGAGUCCACUGAGACGGUCUACAUGCUGGCCUUCAAGCGGAAAGCCCCCGCCAUCGUGGAGGGGAAGCUGACGCCCGAGGACAAGGAACAGUUCGACGCAGCGAAGCUGGAGGCCCUCGAGGUGUUCAACCAGAACGACGGCUGGGAGCCCACUAACGAGGAAGACGUGGACCCAGCAGCCUGCUGUCCGCUGCGGUUCUUGCUGAAGUGGAAGAUGAAAGACGGACAGAAGGUGGCUAACGCGCGUGUGCUGUACCAGGGGUUCAAGCAUCGCGACGUCGCCGAGGGCCAGCUCGACAAGGAGGCGCCGACCUUGAGCAGACUGGGCCAGCACACGGUCAUGCUCUGGGCGUCCCUACGGAAGUGGAGGUUGUUCACGGUGGAUGUGAAGUCCGCAUUCCUGCAGGCGGAGGACGUGAGCGUACGCGGACUCAAGCUGCGCGCGUGCCCGACGAAGGAGAUGAGGGAGAUGCUCUCUCAGCAGAUCGGCCUGCAACCUGGACAGCUGCUGAAGAUGAUCAAGCCAUGUUUCGGAGACCCGAGGUCGCCGAAGCUUUGGCACUACCGCUCCGACGAAGUCACGAAUGAGAUCGGGUUCAGGAACCACUGGCUCGAGGACUGCCUCUUGCUGCCCCUGCGCCCGACGAAGGUCGAGGACGACCCGUUCGACGCGUGCAGCUUCGAGGACCAGACCUACGUGGUGGACGGCCUGAUCGGCAAGCACGUGGACGACUUCAUCGGAUGCGGCGAGGGACUGAACCAGAAGCUCACGUUCGGCAAGUGGGGCUUCGGGCCGAGCCUGAUCUUCACCGGCGGCGAGGUAGAGCAGUCUCUCAGCACCUACGCGGUGACCCUGAAGUUCGAGAAUUACCUGCACGCGGUGAAGCCCAUCACCAUCGAGAAGCACCGUCGGGCAGACCCGACGAGCGCGCUGACGCCGAAGGAGCUCACCAGUUUCAGGACCCUGAACGGUCAGCUGCAGUGGCCCUCGGCUCAAGGAGUGAUGAUAGCCGCAGCGACUGUUUCUUUCAGGGCAGCGGCCACGGGAAGUGCUACGGUGCAGGACCUCCUUGACGCGAACAAGGACCUGCGCUUUCUGAAGGCCAACGCGGACGUGGGACUCUACUUCGGGUUCGACAAGGCCUGGGGCGAGCUGCGCGUGGGAGUCUACUCCGACGCGACUCGCAGGGUGGCUAUACGAUCUUCGUUGGACCCGACGACGGACGACCUGCGAAACGGCAACCCGACACCGUUCGUGGGGAUGGAGUGGGCCUCGAAGAAGCUCGUGCGGCUGUGCAGGAGCUCGCUGUCCGCGGAGGCGCAGGCAGCUGCGCUAGGCGUGGACUCUCUGAUGUGGGUGAAGAUCUACCUGACGCUGAGUUUGCGGCCAGAAUUCAAGCCAGACCAAGCGAUGCUGUACCUCGGAGAGUCGCCGUUUAUCACGGACGCGAAGUGUCUCUACGACGCCUCAAGGUCAGCCACGGCAGGACUGGGCAUCACGGAGAAGCGGACGGCCAUCGAGGUGAAUAUCGUGAACGAGCAGAUGGAAGAGAUCGGCGCAGUGUGGAAGUGGGUGAACACCCAGCAGCAGAUGGCGGACGGGUUGACGAAGCUCUCCGCACGCCAGCAGAUGGCGGACGUGCUGCGCCGUGGAGUUCACGCUCUACGGUACGACCCGAAUUUCGUGGCCGGGAAGAAGCUGACCAAGCGCGCGAUGGAGCAGCGCGAGAAGGAGCUGGACCAGGCUAGAGAUGACCUGGCGGACGAGUUCGAGGCGAAGCCAAAGGAGAAGCCCAAACAGAGGAAGCGCCAUUUUGGCGCGAGUGGUGCGAGGUUGGCGGCAACCUUGGCAGGGAGCGGAGCAUCGAGUGCAGCCGGAGAGUUGAUGGAGCACACGCCCAGCGGCGUUGAGCUGUUCAACACGCCGGCGCCCGACGACUGGAGCGACCUGAUCACGCAGCUGCUCAUGCUCGGCAUCGUGAUAUGCCUCAUCCUGGCGUUCGGCUGUGGGUUCUGCGCAGGGGUGUGGUGGAUGCACCUGAUGAGCAAGACGACGAGCGCAGACUACAAGACGCUGGAGCCAGAGACGGGACCAGUCCCGACCAGACCGACGACGGCGGAGACCACCACGACAGGGACGAGCACGAAGCCGGUCAAGCAGAAGAAGACGCGCGACAUGUGCUGCCAGGCUCCGACGCGCUACAACCUGGACCUGGCACAGCCGAGGUUCCAGCCACUGCCCGAGUACGCCCACGGGGCAUUCUUCAGCUGA
Molecule: messenger RNA, 5136 nt
Organism: Prorocentrum cordatum
Lineage: Eukaryota; Dinophyceae; Prorocentrales; Prorocentraceae
Source: the annotation of a GenBank genome assembly